Molecule: messenger RNA, 647 nt
Organism: Lactuca sativa (garden lettuce)
Lineage: Eukaryota; Viridiplantae; Streptophyta; Magnoliopsida; Asterales; Asteraceae
Product: RNA-binding (RRM/RBD/RNP motifs) family protein
Molecular function (GO): RNA binding
Source: RefSeq, a predicted model, not a curated record
ACUCCUUUGCAACUUCGAAGUCCAUAUAUAGCGGCCGAUACCUCCCACAUAUUCACAAUAAGAGAAAACAGAAGCAAAAGACAGGGCAUUUUGGUAAUUAACUGGUCAAGUGUCGUCACGAUUUGAGAUAGAUGUUGCAACCUGGCGCCAUCGAUACAACUGCUACAAAGAUUAUAUGUCUAACACAAGUGGUGACUAAAGAUGAGCUUAAAGACGAUGAAAACUAUGAAGAUAUAUUGGAAGAUAUAAAAGCAGAAUGUGUAAAAUUCGGUAGUUUAGUGAAUGUAGUCAUUCCACGCCCAAAUCGUGACGGGGAACCAACACCACCAGGGGUUGGUAAGGUUUUCUUGGAGUAUAUGGACACAGAAAAUGCAACGAAAGCUCGGGCAGAGUUAAAUGGAAGGAAAUUUGGUGGGAACCAAGUGGUGGCCAUAUUUUACCCGGAAAAUAAGUUCAACCAUGGAGAGUAUGAUGAAUAGGUUUUAUUUGUAUUACUUCUAGAACAAUAAAUUUACUUUAUAUAUACAUAAACUAAUAUCUAUCAUAAAUGUUUAUAUUCUCGUUCGCAUUGUUGGUGAUUUUAGUGUCAUCAAGUCAUUUUAGUGUAAUGAAUUUUUUACAGAUUACUAAUGGGGUUCAAAUCUUGA